Plasmopara halstedii is the source of this 1170-nucleotide messenger RNA. RefSeq names its product C2 domain. Bases 1 to 1170 code for a protein of 389 amino acids. The record is from RefSeq and is a predicted model, not a curated record. The transcript has 2 exons. Lineage: Eukaryota; Oomycota; Peronosporomycetes; Peronosporales; Peronosporaceae.
AUGAGCGCAGUGGAUGAUGUUGCGGCACGAAUACGUCGCCUUGAUGAAAUGCGCUCUCUCAAGACUGCACAAUUACGUCAAUUACAGCAUGAACUUUGUUAUAAUUCAUUAGCAGGUGUAGAUGAACGUUUGGAGAAUGGACGCAGUGUAGCGCGUCUUGAUGUAAAGGUAGAGGCUGGGCGCAAUUUGGUGUUUAAGGCAGGAUUUUUAUCAGGCCAGCGUACGUAUGUUCGUGUUACUGUAGAGGUGGUGAUUAAUAGUCAAAAGGGCAAACAAAUGCAUGGAAGUACAAUUAUGGAGCAGAAAUUUACGACAAAGAGACCAGUCGGGUCUACACCAAGAUGGAACGAAACCUUGUCAUUUGAAGGACUUCCAGCUGCCGUGGGAACAGUAAAAAUUGAAAUCAUGCAAGAAGAAAAGAUUGGAUCUGAUGAAGUGGUUGGAAGUAUAGUUAUGCCAUUGGCUAGACUACAAGACCAGCGUUUGAUGGAAAGAUGGCAUGUACUUGACAAGACUACAGCAAGCGAACUUUUGCUUGGAUGUAAAUUCAGUCGAUCUCCAAUAUCUGCCCUCCAAUUGGAAUUGGAAUUACUUCAGAAUCAAUCAAAUGAACUGCAUUUAUUCGUUGGACGACAUCAAAAUUUGGUCGAGGUGCCAAAAAGCUCAAUUACAUUGCAGUCAAAACCUUUGCAAGGCAAGGAAGUUGUUCCUGAGGAGACGCCUGAACAGGCAGCGUCAACCAGAUUUUCAGCCGUAGCUUCGUUCCCACCUGUUAUGCGAAAACGAGAAUUCGUCGAAAAUGUAUCAAUGAAUAUUGAAAUGCACGAAGCACCAAGAGUCAAGAGACAACGAUACGCUGAAAAUACAGAAAAGCAAGUCAGCUCCCUCUCGGAUCGCAUAGCCAAUUGGCUGUUGCCAACCACACCUUCAAGUACUUCAACUUUUGCUGCAAAAACAGACAAUUCAAUGCCGUCUCCAAAUCAAUUCUUCCCGUUCAAACAACGACAGGCAACUCCUGCUCCACGACGAUCAAGGCGGACAGGACGAGUCUUCUCUGCCACUUCUCCAAAAACACCAUCAGCACUUCAAGCUAUCGAGAAGUGGCUUUUCACAGAUAAAGAUGGAAACCCUCGAGAUCUUCCAUUUGGACGGCAAACUUCACCUUACUAA